Messenger RNA from Poeciliopsis prolifica (blackstripe livebearer), 2970 nucleotides. It is a transcript of the gene nudt13, whose product is annotated as nudix (nucleoside diphosphate linked moiety X)-type motif 13. The transcript has 9 exons. The record is from RefSeq and is a predicted model, not a curated record. Gene Ontology annotation, molecular function: hydrolase activity. The coding region runs from base 238 to 1284 and encodes 348 amino acids. NCBI's taxonomy places the organism in Eukaryota, Metazoa, Chordata, Actinopteri, Cyprinodontiformes, Poeciliidae.
UCACGUAGUUUUCGACACAAGCAUCGAAGGAGGGCUUCAUCUGACACGCCCCUUUUUACUCUGUACACGCCUCGAAGCCUGGCUUCAGAAGACCCAUCAUCACCACUGCAGAGAACAUGAUCAACCAGCAGGUGGAACCAAGAAUAAGUCAGCAGCAGCAGAAGAAGAGAUACGCGGUACGGAACAUUCAGGCAGUAGAACCAGAGCAGCCUUUUUCAUAGCUCUCAGAUUCAGAGCAUGAUCCAGUCCAGCAUGUCGGCAUUAAGGCCCCUGAAGACCCUUUUCUUUGGAGAACAUUACAGUCUUACCCGGUUCUGCUCAGGCUUUGUGUCCAGAAUGAGGUACAUAAACAGGCUGAAGGAGAAUGAUGCAGCAUGUCUUUCAGCGCUGCAAAAUGGGCACAUUUUCCUGUUUCAUCGCCUCAUCCCACUGCUGCAGUGCAGUGAUCCAGAAACCUUUAGACCUGUUGCUCUCAGCUACUCAGAGGUCCAGUCAAUCCUGCAUAAAUGUGGUUCUGAUGGAUCCUUGCUAAAAGAAUCCAUUCUGAUUGGCUGUUCUGAGCAUAACCAUGCUCAGUUCUGUCUGGAUGUGGGGGAACUGGAUCCAGCCGCAAUCGCAAAGAAUUGUAAGGGAACGUUCAUGGAUCUCAGGAAAGCUUUCUUUCUCCUAGAAGGAGUUGAGGCACCUGUAAUCGCCAAAGCUCAGGCUUUGCUCCGAUGGCACCAGAUUAACAGGUUCUGUGGCGCUACGGGCCAGCUGACCCAACGGAACCAGGCUGGAAGCCAGAGGGCCUGCAGCAGCAGCUCUAUUGUCUACUACCCAAAGAUGUCUCCAGUGGUGAUUGUCCUGGUGUCUGAUGGGAAACGUUGUUUGUUGGGCCGUCAGUCAUCCUUCCCUUGUGGGUUGUAUAGUGCUCUUGCUGGCUUCUGUGACAUGGGGGAGUCUUUGGAAGAGGCUCUGCGCAGGGAGGUAGCAGAAGAGGUGGGUCUGGAGGUACAGAACAUCAUCUACAGUUCAUCACAGCACUGGCCUUUCCCUCAAAGCUCCUUCAUGCUGGCCUGCCAUGCCACUGUUAGCCCUGCCCACUCUCAGCUGAAUGUGGACCACUUGGAGCUGGAGGAUGCUCGCUGGUUUACUGAGGAAGAAAUCACCUUCGCUCUGCAGGUAAAAGCUCCACCACGGAGAGAUCAUCGACCCGCUGUCUGGCUGCCUCCCAAACACGCUGUUGCUCACCGCCUUAUCAUGGAGUGGAGGGAGCAGCAACACAGCAAGGACACAGAAUGAUGUCUGAGGAACAAUAAAAGAACUCAUGAAAUAAAAUCCUACUGUAUUAUCCCUAACUACGUCAUCUAGACUCAUUCUGAGAGUAAAUCAUCCUGGUUAACUCAUGAAAUGGUUCAGAGCAGUCCAAAAACUAGCUGGCAUGUUGAUAAAGUUCUCUUAAUAUGAUUAUAUUGCUUAUCCAUCAUCUUAUGCCCUUCUCCCUAGUGGGGUCAUGAGGGGUGCUGAUGCAUACCUACAGUGGUCAAUGGGCAAAAGGUGGGGUCACCCUGGACAGGUCACCUGCCCAUCACUCGGCAACACAGAGACAGGCAGGACAAACAAUCAUGUUCAAACUCACCCAAGAAGAAUUUAGAGAGACCAGUCUACUCGACUGUCAUGUUUUUGGACUGAGGCUGCACAGUCUGUGGAUGCUGGAGUUGUCGUUACCUGACUAGGACUUGAUACAGUGGAUCAUUAAAUAAUUAAAAUUGAUUUAUUUUUAUUACAGGCACAGUGCAUAUUACUAAGAUUUCUGUAAACAUGCCAAAGUUAGCCAGAAGGCUUUUUUUCACCUUCAGUUCUUAGACAGAUGGUAAAACUUGCCCAGUCCUGCUGUUAUGCCUAAGUCACAAUGUUGGCAUUCUCGGUAUGGCACUUAAAUGGUUUGCCUUGUAUUUAGUGGGAAGAACCUGCUCUGUAAUGAUUCCUGCCUGCCUUUUUCCACUAAUCCUAUUUCAUGCAGUGUCUAAAAGGGUCCAUCAAUGGAAGGUAAAACUCCCCAGUCUCCAGUCUUUUGCAAACUCCAACAGGUUUUCUUCAAACAUUGUCCUGUAUUCGACUCCGUCCUUCUUCCCUGACCCUGCUGAAGAGAUGCACUGAGAAGAUGUGGAGGUGAGAAAUGUGGUCUAAGGUAAUGUUGUCAUGGUAACAAUGUGUCUCCAAAUGUUUUUAUGUUUGUUGUACGUAAACUGGCUUCAGCUGCAUAGCAAUCACCUGCGCUUUUUUUGGAAAAAAAAAUGACUAUGUUAAAUAUGCCCUUUUGCUUCUCAAAUACAUUUUUAAUAUUUUAUGAGGGAAUAUGUUAAAAUAUUAAAAAUGUCAAAUGAAUACAUUUUAAGACCAUGCUUCUAACUCUCUUUUAAAAAAUUUAUUUUGUUGCACUUUUGAAAAGUAUGUUUUUUUCUCAAAUAUAAUUUAAAUUCUAAAUUUAUAACUAAAAUUAUAGUUUGGGUAAUCCGUUUACUUUGCAUAUAUUUGUAAAAAUGCAUAUUUUAAAUGUACAUUUUAAAAAUAUAUUACAAAUGCAUAUAAACAAUACUUAUCUGAAGUUGUACUUUUGUGACUAUUUUCAAAUAGUUUCUGUUUGUUUUAAAUAAGUACAUUUCAAUAAUGUCUGUAAGUACUUUGUAAGUAGUGUCUAAGUAUAUUUCAAUGAAACACUUUCAGUGUUUACAUGCAUGUGAAAAAAGUAUGCCUUAAUCAAAUUUUUAUUGCAAUAUGAUAAUAUCAUGAAUACAAAGUGUCCCUGAGAAUCAUACUUAUUCAAAAGGACGUCACCAUCAACUUUGUUUUUUAAAGUAAGAGUGCCAGCUGAAUGCUGGCUGCCAUGUGAUGAAUCACGCCAUUGAAUUUUCCAGAAGUUUAUGUCAUCAAGUGGAAUGUGAUUCUUGUCUCAAAAACAGAAAUAAAGUUUUUUGUUGUAUGGAA